Messenger RNA from Pistacia vera, 444 nucleotides. RefSeq names its product putative phytosulfokines 6. Gene Ontology annotation, cellular component: extracellular region. Bases 102 to 362 code for a protein of 86 amino acids. NCBI's taxonomy places the organism in Eukaryota, Viridiplantae, Streptophyta, Magnoliopsida, Sapindales, Anacardiaceae. The transcript is spliced from 3 exons. Gene Ontology annotation, biological process: cell population proliferation. Gene Ontology annotation, molecular function: growth factor activity. The record is from RefSeq and is a predicted model, not a curated record.
AACUCCCAUUCCAUGUUUUUCAUGCUCUAUUUAUACAACUCAUCUCCACCACCAGUUUUUACAAUAAUCUUCUUUCUUUCUUUACCUCAUAAUCAUUAUUCAUGACUAUGAAGCAGAGUUUUCAUGUAUUUCUCAUCUUUUUUCUCCUAUUAUCCCACUUAAUAUCUGCACGUUCACUUGCACAAAAACAAGAGGAGGUGAAGCUUCAUACAACUACGUUCAAAGAGGUUACUGAAGAUCUCAUGAAGCUGAUGGGUUCAGAGAGGGAGGGUUGUGAUGAAAAGGAUGAGGAAUGCUUAAAGAGAAGGAUGAUUGCAGAAGCUCACUUGGAUUAUAUUUACACCCAACAUAACAAGCCUUGAGUUGAAGAAUUAAUCUUGAAUAUGUACUGGAGUUUCAUCAUAAAACCUCCCUUAAUAAAAAAAAAGAGUGUUUUGUAGAGAA